Messenger RNA from Sphaerulina musiva SO2202, 1074 nucleotides. Its product is annotated as glycoside hydrolase family 128 protein. The coding region runs from base 253 to 1074 and encodes 273 amino acids. Gene Ontology annotation, biological process: fungal-type cell wall polysaccharide metabolic process. NCBI's taxonomy places the organism in Eukaryota, Fungi, Ascomycota, Dothideomycetes, Mycosphaerellales, Mycosphaerellaceae. The transcript is spliced from 2 exons. Gene Ontology annotation, cellular component: fungal-type cell wall. The record is from RefSeq and is a predicted model, not a curated record.
AUAGCAUGAUCGAGGCCGGUCGACGAGAUCUCGAAAAUACGAGCCGAAGCCACAGCUGGAAUACAGGCGCCUAGCCUUGCUAUAGACCUGCAAGCUCGCAGAACAUGUCCACUCUGGCACCGAUCUUCUUCGGUAGCGUCUUCACACUUACAGGUGGCGUUGAUCUUAUGGAAGACGUAUAUAUGCAGAUCCAUUGCUAUGCGAAUGAGAUAAACCAAGCCGAGUACUCUUCAUCCGCAAUACAAUUCAACCAUGCAGUAUCAGUUCUUCGCCGUACUGGCGGUCUUGGCUCAGUUCCCUGAUGUCCUAGGAAAAACCAUAGUCCCCAAGAAAGCAGGCCUGAGUGGCUACCCUGGCAUUCAAAGCACGCAGAGUUUCAAAGACCUUUCUCGCUACAUUGGCUGGUAUUCCGAUUACAAUCCCGACACACCCAACGUUGGCAGAGUCCAAGGCGUGCCUAUGCUUUGGGGAGGCCCAGGCUCAAACUGCGAUGCCUCCGCACAACGAGUACAGACCUUUCAAGCGACCGUAGCCAAAUCUACUCCCAGGCUAAUGCUUGGUUUCUACGAACCCGACUGCAGUUGCCCCUACUCCUCCGAAAUGACAGUCCAAGCCGCAGCGACCAACUGGAACAACCUCCUCGCUCCCCUGGCCAAAAAGGGCACAGUCCUCGGCUCCCCAAGCAUGUGCAAACAAAAAGACGAAGACUUCCUCACUCCGUUCCAAGCUCAAAUCACGCGGUCCUGGAACCUCACAUCCAUCCACAUCAACAAACCCGACCUCGCCGGCGUCAAAGCCGAUGUGGAAUACUAUCGCAAAAAAUACGGGAAACCUAUCUUCGUGUCUGAAUUCGCUUGUGUGUACGACCAAGGAGGGUUUACCCCUUGUACUGAUCAGAGGGCGAUCAACAAUUUUGUCAAGAGUACUGUGAAGUAUCUGCAAAGUCAGAGUGAUGUUGUCGGAUAUGGACCGAGUAAUGGAGCGGGGUUGGGGAGUGUUUGGCCGCUGACGAAGAGUGAUGGGACGUUGUCGAGGACGGGGAAGACUUAUUUGAAUGCUAUUAAGGCGUUGUAA